AUGAUUGGUGUUCUUGAUCCCUCACGGGAAGCUACUUGCACCAUGGGGAAGAGGAAGUCAAGAGCAAAGCCUGCUCCUAGGAAGCGAAUGGACAAACUGGACACCGUUUUUAGCUGCCCUUUCUGCAACCAUGGCACCAGUGUUGAAUGUCGCAUUGAUAUGAAGAACUUGAUUGGUGAGGCAUCUUGCAGGAUUUGCCAGGAAAACUUCAGCACUACUGUCACAGCUUUGACAGAGCCAAUAGACAUAUAUAGCGAGUGGAUUGAUGAAUGUGAACGUGUUAACACUGUUGAUGAAGAUGGGGUCCCUGUUGAAGAUGAUGAAGCUUAGAAAAUGGUUGGAGAAAUCUGGUUUCGUUUAGGUUUAUGUAUGAUGUAUGGUUUGGUAUUUUCUGAAUUUGAGACCUAAUUAGUAAUUACUGGAUGUAAGGUGAACGUAGAUUGGGAACAUGUUAAUGAGGCCUAAUCUUAUAAAUAUAUAUAUGCAAAAUAAACAACUGUGUAAAUACUCAGUAUGCUUUAGAGUAUUGUCAUUAAUCUGAGUUUAAGACCAUCUUAAUCACUGCAGAGAACCAAC
Molecule: messenger RNA, 576 nt
Organism: Lactuca saligna
Lineage: Eukaryota; Viridiplantae; Streptophyta; Magnoliopsida; Asterales; Asteraceae
Source: the annotation of a GenBank genome assembly